AUGGCUGCUACUGGUGGAAUGAAUGAUUUUUCAUCAGAAAUGGAGGUGGAUGCUUUUAGACGCCUUUUUCCUUUACGGUUUCACGAGCGCCACCUUGUUGAAUCGAUUAGGCCCGACGGUCGGCCCCUUGAUAGAGCUCGAGACACGACACUCGUGCUCGGAGCUGUGGCAUCUGCUAAUGGGUCAGCACUGGCGAAGAUAGGUUGCACCACCAUGUUAGCUGCCAUUAAAAUGGAAGUCAUGACUCCGACUGUGGAGGCACCCGAUGAAGGUUGCAUAGCCAUUGAUUUUCACAUGCCCCCCAUUUGUUCUCCACUCGUUCGCCCUGGCAGGCCUGCAGAAAUUGCUCCCAUAUUAGCUAAACAGUUAUCGGACUCCAUUUUGAGGCAAGGAAAAUACACGACUUCGUCCUUACUGAUGGGAUUUAAUUUAGUAACCUUUCUCACUGUAAAAUUUGGUUUGCAGGACAUAUACUGUUUGGAUGCUGAUGGUGCCCUUUUUGAUGCAGCUUUGCUUUCUGCAGUGGCAGCCUUCUCGCAUCUGCAAAUCCCGAUAGUCUCUCUCAAUGAUGACGGUCGAGUUGUUCUUGUAUCCGAGGACAGCAAAGGAAGAGCCACAAAGCAAAGAGAACCCGUCAAUAAAGAGAAGAGAAAGCUCAGGCUGAAUGUGGUACCAUUUGCACUAACAUGUGUACUUUACAAGGACUACAUUCUGGCCGACCCCACCUCUGAGGAAGAGUCGAUUAUGGAGACGUGUCUGACCGUGGUACUCAACUCGUCUUUUCAGCUCGUCUCGUUUAAUAAACCUGGUGGGCCCGGUCUGGCACAUGCAUCAGCAAUCCAGGACUGCAAAUCGUUAACGAGACAACGAGUGAAAGAACUUGAGAAGAUUCUGAAUGUAGCAAUCUCUGAUAUGGAAGUCGACUGA
Molecule: messenger RNA, 927 nt
Organism: Striga hermonthica
Lineage: Eukaryota; Viridiplantae; Streptophyta; Magnoliopsida; Lamiales; Orobanchaceae
Source: the annotation of a GenBank genome assembly